UUUAGGUUGCUCGAAUUCAAAGCGCCCUUUCCCCUGGGAUGAUGCCACACCGGUUACAUUUGAAACAUGUAGAAAACAGUUGCUUACUUUAUGUCUAUUUAAAGCACACAGUAACACUGCUCCAUCACAUGAAAAAGACAAAAGUAAAUCUAGGCAUCUCUGUGUAAUUGAGUGAUUUAUGGUGCAUUUUCUGCCCUCUAGUGGUCAUAUUAUACUUUGCUUCAAUAUGGACUUCUCCUUCUAUUUUAAUUGCUGCUUUAUGCAUACUUUGUUUAAAACAUCCCAUAUUGACAACAUUUGGUUAGCUGGUUAGCAUACGUGGAAAUGCCGGAAACUGAGCCGCACACACCAGAAAAGUUUGAUAUGCUUUUCUUCUCUGUUUACGAAAGCUCUGCCUUACAAGACCUCCUCAGGGGAACUAUGCCAUGUCAUCACAAGUAGCCAAUGAGAACAUGAUAUAGCCACUUACGUGCUGGCUAAGUGGACCAAUGAGUCGCUACUGGAAACGGUUGCUAGGAAACGUGUUUUGUCCAUGUUGCCGAGGCGAAUGGAAGAUUAAAGCUGCUAGCAGGAAUGCUAUUUCAUUUAUUAACAGAAGCUUAACAUAUUUCUCACGAGGUUUCGAAUGUACGCCGUAUAAUGGUGAAGUUGAGGGCAAGAUGUCUUCUUCUCGGGGAUGCUGCAGUGGGGAAAAGUUGUCUUUCUCACAUCUUCUACAAUGAUGGAUCUCUGUUCCAGAAGAACUACAGCUUGACAACGGGAGUGGAGCUGGUGAUGAAAUGUAUCAACAUUCCAGAGACCAACGACUCUGUGGAGCUCUAUAUCUUAGACUCGGCGGGGAAGGAGACGCUAGUGGAGGGCUGCGAGAAAAUGUGGGGGGAGCCAUCUUUGCUGUGUCUGGUGUUCGAUUUGACCAAUGAGCAGUCUUUUGCUAACUGCACAUGUUGGAUGGAAAGAGUCCAAGCACACUGCAAAGGCCUCCAUGUGCCAGGUGUUCUGGUGGGCAACAAGUCUGAUCUGUCAGCUAGAAGGGAAGUACAAGCGUCCGUGGCCAAGGAGUGGGCCCAAAGCAAGGGACUGGAGUACCACGAGACAUCAGCUAAAGAGAUGGACAACUGUGACGCCCCGCUCCUCAGCUUAGCACAGUCUUUCUACUCUCUCUACCAGGAGCAGCGUGAGCUCAUGCAGAACCUCGGGCCGGGCUAGACUCCUCUUCCUUCACCACAGAGCUUACAGCCGUUUGAUACGAACCACUGUGAAGGAAUUGCUUUAGGAAAAUAGGAUUUUCUGACAAGGACACUGAAAGGCUUUCUGAUUAUUUUUGGUUUAAAUAAAGGACUAAAUAAGGAG
Molecule: messenger RNA, 1350 nt
Organism: Poecilia reticulata (guppy)
Lineage: Eukaryota; Metazoa; Chordata; Actinopteri; Cyprinodontiformes; Poeciliidae
Gene: ift27
Product: intraflagellar transport 27 homolog (Chlamydomonas)
Molecular function (GO): GTP binding; GTPase activity
Source: RefSeq, a predicted model, not a curated record